AGUAUAAGGCUAUCACUAAGAUCAUGGCAGAGAAGAUCAUAGCAUAGCCUUCAGGUUAGCCUUUUGUCAAUCACAUACAGCCGAACGAAUGCGACAAUCCCCCCAGCUAUUACAACAUCUCCAUCCAGCAAACAUGUGCACGUAUUAUUACCUUCACUACCAUCACCUAGCCCCUUGCACCCGAGACGUUGAGUACGCGGUGCAUUACUCAUUCUGCCCCAACGCUAUACCCGAUAUUUCCAGCGCGAAUCCACCGAGUUCCGUCAAUACCGGAGUUACCGAGCAUGGAGAACAAUGGAUCCAGCAGCCGUGCGAGGGGCUCACUUACGCGCCCGAGUAUAGCCCUGUCGAAGGCGUAGACUACAACAGCCCUUGCGCGACGGGAGGGUGCCUCGUUUCACACAAGUGCAGCUCUGGGGGAUGUAGACUGGAGGAUCUUGGCGGGAGCUGGACUUGUUGUCAGUGUAAUCGCGGAGGGAAUACACUUAGGUGGUGCAUACGACCGAUGAAGAAGAUCCCCGACUCUCUUUGUUAUCAUGCGAUUUGCCAGGAAUGCCGCCCAGAUCAGAUGUAGAAACGAAGGAGGAUGAGAAAUAGUGUGUGGAUGGAGAUGUGUGGUGCUGAUGAUUUGGCAGUAAUGCCUCGUACCUAUGCAAUGUACCAUACCCUUUACUAUAUGGAUAUGUUAAAUCUCGUUCCUUUCCUAAUGUACCCCUGAUGGGAAACGCUGCUUGUCUACUAGGGAAAGACGAAAUCGAAUUUGGAUUUGGAUAAGAGUCAUAGUGCUACCGUAGAAGUGAGACCGGUAUUGAUCUUGCGAAGCUGAGUUAAGCCAUAUUGGUUCCAUUAUUGGGUUUGCUUUAUGAGGUCGGCGACUUCGCCACGUGGGAACCAAGGACUAUGUAUGACAGUUUUUGAUAGUCAGGCCCGGUGAGGAAAAUUCUGCGAAC
This is a messenger RNA of Hypoxylon fragiforme, 950 nucleotides long. RefSeq lists its product as uncharacterized. NCBI's taxonomy places the organism in Eukaryota, Fungi, Ascomycota, Sordariomycetes, Xylariales, Hypoxylaceae. Bases 89 to 574 code for a protein of 161 amino acids. The transcript has a single exon. The record is from RefSeq and is a predicted model, not a curated record.